AUGGGCAUUGAUCCUAUAGUUCUGAGGAAAGCUUAUGCCACAAUUAAGGACGCUAUCUCAGGAAAGGCAGCAUCAGAUCUUCGACGUUUCCUCCCUGAGUUGUAUGUAUUGUGUGCAGAGCAGGCUCUCAGGCUGGGAUGUAAGGAGAUCACAGAGGACUGCCUAAUGAUGUACUUGGAGCACAAACCCCCACCUAAUCAGUUUCUGUGCCGCGCAUACUUCUGCCAGGCUCAGCUGAACUUACCACGCACUGUUGCCUCUGUGGAGGACAUGGAUAGAGCUGUGACAUACUAUCUGAAGGCAAUAGAGACAGCCAAAGACAAGCCAAGAUACCAUUUUCUAGUCUUCAAUGCUUCUGUUCUGUACCUUCAGGCAGUGCGAACAUUCCUACGGCCUGGCUGGCGGCGGUACCUGGUCUCCUCUCUCACACAGGUGCUCAGUGCUCUGGAGGAGGUAGUCGAGCCUGACUAUGCCUGGCGGGCUGAACUGAUGAUACUCCUUGUGGAGUGCCUGGUGGAUGCUGGAAAACAGAACGAUGCUGCUGAUUUUUCCAAGGUCACCUCUGACUUUAUAGAGCAGCACACACCUGAGCUGUAUCCCCGAAUUUUUUCCAUACAGGUGCAGUAUGAUCUUAUAGAUGUCUCCAACAUUUUAACAAAAGCAAGUCCAAAAUUACUUGCCAUCUAUAAACUGCAGAAGCUUAAAAACAUGGCUGUGAAUGAAGACAGAAAAGAAUCUGGUGAACUGAGGGAGAUUUUUCUCCUACUGACUCAUUCAUCCCAGACCCAAUCACCUGCCUCUAACUGUUAUAACCCUGAUACUGAUUACCAUCCUCAUAUCCCAUUGUCUGACAGGAUUGAGCUCCUUUUGGAGCUGGCCUUUCUCUCUCUACAGUUGAAAGAGUAUUUCAUGGCUGAGGAAUGUGUAAAGCAGCUAAAGGACAUGGAUGACACUACUGUUGGACAGCGUAUCAUGGUGGAGUGUGUUGAAUGUGAACUGGCCCUUGGUCAACAAAAUGGCAACAUUGAUGACUACACCAAAAGCAGUGUGAAGGUGCAGUUAAGUGUAGUAAGCAGCUUGGAAGCAUUGCUCCUCAGGGCAGUCAGAGAGGGAGAUGCUCAGGUGACGCAGAAUGUGUGUGCUGCUCUGUGGAACAGCUGCUUACCUCUGCUCCAGCAUAAUCUUCGGAAGAGCCUUAAAAGCCCUCUGCUCACACUCUCACAAGCCCUAGAAAACAUCAAUAGCAUGUUUCUGGACAUGCGAUGUCAUAUCCAUGCUGAGCUGGCUGCUAUAGAGGAGGAAGCAGAAAAGUUGGAGUCUGCAGUACAACACCUCCAGGCAGCACUGGACCUGGAUGAGAGCGGCCUGUUCCAACAGCGUCUGUCCUUCUCCCUUCACCUCCUUCAACUGCGCAGCAAACUUUAUAGCAGUCCCACACGUCCAGAGGACCAGGCAGCCAUGCUUAUCCAACAGACAAAAGAGUGGCUGGGUGAUGAACCAGCGAAAAAGUGGCACCCUGUGCUGGUUAGUGCUGGUAUUGCUUUGGCACCUGACACCUUCCAGAUGGUCCUGGAUGCAGACAGCACAGCAAAAGGUAGCCGACUACAAGACAAUGUGGAGCAACUUGCUGCUAAGGCCAAGCACUACAGGACCUGUGUACAAAAAGUAGAAUGUCAUCUUGCCAGGCUGACGAGAGACACAGAUGACCGUGAGAGGAUGAGGCUGUGGGCGUCCCUAGUCAAGACUGCACGGAAACAGGAGUUGUGGGAUGUGUGCAGGGCAGCUUGCCGCUUCUGUCUGCUUUAUGAUGACAAGAGAUGGAAAAUUGAAUGUAAACAAAUCUACAAAGAAGAGAGUGGAGCACGAGAGCUGCUGCGCCUGCUGGCUGAGGUCCACUUCAUUAAUGCUGAGGCAACUAUUCAUAAACUCCGCUGUGAGGGAGUAGAACUCAAUGAUUCACCUGUUCCGCCUGUUAAGAGAGGAGUACCCACACUUGAUACCCACACUGAGAAUGAUCCUCAGUGGACUAUUUACAGUGACUGGAUUCAAGAGAUGUCAGUCUAUGCUGUGGCUAAUUUCCUGCGAGGAGCAGAAAUCGGGGCAGAGCUGCAGGAGCCGUGGCUGGUGGUCAAUGCAGCUGUGUACCUUUGGAACUAUAAUAAUCACAUUCUUGCCACAAAGGGACAUGACAAGCUUGUACCCACAUUCAGCCAACUGGUGGAGUUACUCAAACAGACAGGCCAUGCAGGGGAAGUGGUGCUGCUUGUCCUGUUGUGUGAUGCUGUGGCACAGGGCAUCAUCCAACCUUGGUGUGGGACAUCUGGAAGUAUUAUUCAGGAGGGGAAGCGGCCUCGGGCUCAGUCUGACAGGACUAAGAAAAAUGGAAAGAAAAGAGUGGAGAAAUCAGGCUCCACUCAUGCCAUUCCACUGGAGGCAGCUGCUGUCCAGAAUAUCAAGAAGGCUCUGCAGAUGUGUGUCUAUGCUCUGCAUCUGUCCAAUGGGAAUGAUGAGACAGUGCCCAUCAUGGUUCGAAAGCAGCUUCUCAGCACAUGGGUAAAUACCAAACGCCUGUUGCAACAGCAAAUUGGACAGAACCUUGACAUUGCUGAUGAGCUGCAUUGUACAAAUGAGGCAAUGCAUGCCAUGUCACGUGUAUUGGUUGGAGUGGAGAUGCUGCGGUGUAAUAGCCAUAAUCAUGGACCGAUGGCAUUCUCUGUGCCCAGCCUUACAAUGCUUGUGCAAAUAGCAUCUGACUGUAAAUGGUCUGAUCCUGUGGGGGAGCUUUAUUCAUGGUCUCAGCUUGCUCACUUUGCCCAUCAGAGCACUGAUCAUGACCUUGUUAUGAUUUGCACCCAGAAUGCACUUCAGUUGGAUCAGACUGCCAUCCAUAAGGCAAAACUCUCCGUGUGUAACCUGUACAGCAUGAGAGCAGUGCAGGAAAUGCUGAGCAGUGCUGCAUGUUUGAGAGGCCUGAGCAUGCUUCAUAAGUCCUGUGGCCAUCUUGCCAAAUACACAGAGGCUCUUGCCAUGCUCCAGACUAGCGUCAGCUAUGCUGAGCAGGCAGGUAGCUGGCCUCUCUGUGAGACUGCAGCAAGGCAUUACUGGAACUCCUGCCUCCCUCUAUUGGACAGUUCUGAGCAGAGACAACAGCUCCAAGAACCACUGGAGAAUAUUGUGAAGGCUCUAACCCGCACCUAUCCUCAAACAGCCUGUGUGAGAAAUAGAGUGGUGAAUGUUCAGAAUGAAAAACAAACAGGACCUACAGCCUCAGCACUGGACACUAACAGUGCAGUUGAAGAUGACCUGGCAGUGAAAGCAGCCAUGUACAACGUGUUGUUCCAAAUUCAUGAAGACAAUGGUAAUUUAAGGAGUGGCCUGCAGGUCCUGGAUCAGGCCAUCAGAGGGAUGCCCCACAGCCCUCACAGACUUACCCUCUAUAAGCAGAAGGUGCUGGUGAAGGCUCAGCUAGGGGAAAGCAUUGAGCUGGACAUGCACAAAUUUUCGGAGUACGGAGAGGUGGCCUGCGCUAUGAUGUGGCAUCACGUGGCUCUGUCUACCAGAGACACACAGCAGAAAAUGCACUGCUAUCAGAACGCAAUCAAUAAAUUACAGAGUGCUGAUAAUCAGUGGCAGAAAGUGGAUUUACUGCUGGAAUUUGCAGAGUGGCUGUACUCUAAUAAUUUCCCUGUGACUGAUGCACAGCUGCAGGCUCAGUCUGCCAUAGACAUUCUGCUGUCCUCUGCUUUGGACACCAGUCAGAGUGACAGUAUCCAAGAGACCCCUGGUCAGGCAAAUGCAAAUGUCCCAGUCAGUACUCCGUCUCACCUGAGUGUAAAGACUCAACCUGAACUGAAGGAUGUGCGCACUCUAGAUAUCCUGAUGCAAGCACACACACUGCUGGCUCUCAUGGAGUCCAGAGUAUCUACCAAGCACCAGCAUCACCUGUUUCAAGCUUAUCACUAUGUUGUAGAUAUCUGGCAGGUGUCCAUGGAAACAGCUGAGGAAGUCAUGAAAGACAUGUUAAAGAAAUCCCCAGGUGUUCUGUCUGUGCCUGUGUCAGCAGAUAGCGCAAAAAAAGACAAGAAGAAGAAAAAAAAAGAGAAAAGUUUAAAGUCUAAAGAACCCUCGACUAUUCAGAAGAAGCCCAAGGUCCCAGGUUUGGACACUUCUUUUCAGUUAAGCCCAGAGAAAUGGGCUCAAUUUGAGUGUCCUGCAGAGUUUCGUCAGGCUUUCACACAUGACCGCAGUCCUUGCUCUGUCAAUAGCCACAGCAUCACCGUGCAGAGCCGGACUCUCUUCUAUCUAGAUGUCCUGGUGAAAGAGCUGGAAUCUGUCUCUCUGACUCUGUGGACCCUCCCUCCUUUGCACCUCGCUGAGGUCAUUGCUCAUGAUCUCUCACUCAGCAAGAGCCAUUCUGAUCUUUACCGCCUUAGGAUAGUGAAGACCUGUUGUGAACUUGGUCUUGGCUCUUCAUCACCCUACAAAGAAGCACUACUGAGCUUUACUCAUAUUCCUGAAGAUGAGCAGAUGUUAUGUCGAAAGACAGUUGCUCUCGAAAGGGAAAGAACAGGACCUCGUACAGAGGCUCAAGUCAGCAAGACACAGGAGACAACACUUCGCAGCAGUGUGUGGGGUGUAGCUGAAGACAGCAUGUGCUGGAAGAGACUAAGUGGAUGCUCUGUGCAGGAGUUGUGGCUGGACAAAGCUGCUGUGUGCAUCAGUAUGGGCCUGUACCAGCCUGCUAGAAUUCUGUUAGCUGAGGCUCAUAUGGUGGCCAAGGAAAUUGGAGACCAAACCACACUGGCUAAGAGUUUUUACCUAUUGGCUGCUUUGGCCAGUCAGGAGCAGCAGCAUGGACAGGCUCUUACUUUAUUGGAACAGGCUCAAGAGAUUGGUGGGGAUGAGGACUUCUGGUACAACCUCAUUCAGAGCCUCUUGAACACCACAGCACAGCUUGAGGGAGACAUUUACACACAGGUGUGUCAGAUCACAGACACAGCCAUCAGAGUCUUUAGGUCUGCUCUGGAGAAAAGACCGAAUCGAGCUCCAGUCCUCCAGUUCUACGUUGCAUCACUGCAGGCCACAGGUGCUGUUCUGUGUCGCCGGUCUCUGAGGGCCGCUUGUCCUGAUCACAGUGUUGGCGCUGAGACAGUGAAUAAGCUGAAUGCAGUGUGUGAUGCUCUGAAAGACAGUGCUGCACAAUUAUGUCAACAUGGCUACAAAACUCAUGCUGCAGAGACAACCCUAGAGCAGGCAAACACUCUGAGAAUGCUGGCAAUGCUCACAUCUGUGAAAGAAGAGAAACAGCAGUACUUGCUUGAUGCUAUCUCACUCAUACAGCAGGCUGUAUCCCUUCAGGAGGAAGUACUUUCCAUUGGCCUCAGGCUUCUCCCAACUCAAGAGGGUGGGUGGUGUAGGCUGCCUGCUAUGCAUCUGUCUGUGCGUUUCCGGCUAGCUCUGGCUGACCUUGGUUUAUUGAUGCUGGAGAUGUACUGUGAGGAGGAGAAGGUCCAAGCAAUAAUCUGGAGCAGGCUCAGUUCCACUGAGCGAGCUGUGGAUGACUAUUUGAGGAGCAGUUCAGACCUUAAUGCUCUACAAAGGGAAUGGCUAACCAUGGGUCAGUCUGUGGGCCAGCUGACUUAUACCCAGCUGACUGUGGUCCAGUCUCUCAUGAAGGACUGUGUUGAAACCAGAAUGCAGACACUUGUCAUGCUAGGAAAGUGCUUGAGGCUGUUAGCACUGCAGAAGGAUCCACUCUACCCCACCUUGAUGUGGGACAAACCAAUCAUGAACAACAGCAAAGCAGUGCAGCAGAUGUUGGCGCAGGCCAGUGAAAGUCUAACUGAGGCUUUGAGUCUUGGGCUACAGCAAAACCUGCCUGAGCUGCUCUCAUGUGUCUGUGAAGAGCUGCUGGAAUCUCACAGCCAGUAUGACCCAGCUGCCUUAGGCCAGUACCUCGCCUUACUACAGAGCUGUGUGUGCUGUACUGAGAUGUCCAGAGUGUUAGAUGCUGCCUGUUGGGACAGCAGUCAGUCUCAGGUGGCUGCCCUUUUGGGUCUACAGAAAAGUCUGAAGUUCUCUCAUCCCAGCCACAGCAGCCUGCUUUCAACUACUGACCGCUCACUCCACACACUGUCCAAGGCCUACCAGCACCUGAUUAUAAACCCUAAUCACCUGAGCUUCCUGGGAGAACUGCCAUCCAAUCUCAAAAUCCUGCUGUUGCAGCAUACUAAAGACAGUUCAGUGCUCUAUGGGGCGUUUUAUGAAAAGGCAAAAUCCACUGAAAGUCUGAAAGUUAAGGGUGCGCAGACAGCAGGUGGGUUAGUGUGCUCCAGAGUGGCCAAGGCCCGGGUGCAGCCUUCUGUCCUGCACCAACUCCGAGAUCAAGCCCAAGCUUUCCGACAACUCAGUGCACAAACCAUGAUCAAAGAGUCCUGCUGGCUCAGAAAUGCUAUGCAGACCAAGGAUUACACACAGCUGAAACACAGCACAGACCAAGAGUUAAAAGGACAUUUUCAAGCUGUAGUUAAAGGAAUGGAGGACUAUCUGCAUCCUAUCCUCUCUCAGUUUGACUUCUCAUGUUUCAGCCAGUGCCUUCAACUGAUGAUCAUCGAUGAGGCAAACCAGCCCAGAGAUAAAAAAGAGUGGGAGACUACAGAUAAAGCUUCACCUGAGCAUGGCGAGUGUGUAGUCGUGUUAGCAGACACUAUGUUGCUGGAGUUGCCAUUAGAAGCGCUUGCUGUCCUGCAGGGAAAUGGAAUCCGCUCCAUCUCACGGGAUUUCUCCUUGCAAGUCUUUCAUACACGUCUCCACAAGAAUGAGCAAGUUGAAAAUGACAACAAAAAGGGGAAAAGAAGUACAAAGGCAGCUAAAGGAAAAGGAGACCAAAGCAAAGCCAUCAAAGUGGAACCGGUCUGCCGUGACUUACUUGCACACACACUUUCAGUGAAUUCACGCAAGUUUAAAUAUAUUGUUGAUCCAUGUAAUGUUGAGGGAAAUAGCGAGAGCAGUCCGGCAGAGACCAUGAGAAAGAUUCUGGACAUGUAUUCACAACAGUUCACAGCUCACUGGGAAGGAGUCAUAGGAAAUGAGCAUCCCUGCAGUUCUCAAGAUGUGGAGCAUCUGCUGACAAACUGCAGUUCUUUUAUCUUCUAUGGUGGAGAACACUUUCUCACUCGCAUCUCCCCUGCCAGACUGGCCAACAUCAAUCUGAAUGACUGCCAGUUGGCAAUCAUCCUUGGCCUGGUUCAUAACAGCUCUAGUAUGUGGCAUCAGUCUCAAUGGGAUACUCAGAAAAGUAAGACCCACCUUGCUGUGAAGACUCCUUUAGAGUGUGUUUAUCUGCUCACCCUCGGUGGAGUUCACUCCAUAAUGUUUAACCAGUGGUCCAGCAGCACCAGGAAUAAUGCACACAACUUGGAAGCUCUAAUGGAAAAUCUCCUGAAAACAAAAUUGACAUCUGGUCAGGCUGUCCAUACUUUGCGUAUGAGAGCAUCUUUGGUCCAAAGAGAGCCUGAAUAUGCUCUGGAUAAGGAUGCUGUGCCAGGCUGGAUUUCACCUUCUGCAUUCAACUUCAUCAUCUAUGGAUUACCUAAUUUAAUUGUUACCUGA
Neoarius graeffei (lesser salmon catfish) is the source of this 7611-nucleotide messenger RNA. Its product is annotated as cilia- and flagella-associated protein 46. Gene Ontology annotation, molecular function: protein binding. The transcript is spliced from 58 exons. Bases 1 to 7611 code for a protein of 2536 amino acids. Gene Ontology annotation, biological process: axoneme assembly; cilium movement involved in cell motility. The record is from RefSeq and is a predicted model, not a curated record. Lineage: Eukaryota; Metazoa; Chordata; Actinopteri; Siluriformes; Ariidae.